Molecule: messenger RNA, 1029 nt
Organism: Rhizopus microsporus ATCC 52813
Lineage: Eukaryota; Fungi; Mucoromycota; Mucoromycetes; Mucorales; Rhizopodaceae
Product: Pumilio1 in complex with Cyclinb reverse Rna
Exons: 3
Coding region: 1-1029 (342 amino acids)
Biological process (GO): nuclear-transcribed mRNA catabolic process, deadenylation-dependent decay
Cellular component (GO): cytoplasm
Molecular function (GO): mRNA 3'-UTR binding
Source: RefSeq, a predicted model, not a curated record
AUGAGAUCACCACUUUUGGAAGAAUUUAGAAACUCAAAGCAAAAGAAGUAUGAAUUAAGGGAUCUCGCUGGCCAUAUUGUAGAAUUCAGUGGAGAUCAACAUGGGUCAAGGUUUAUUCAGCAAAAGCUAGAGACUGCAAGCAGCGAUGAAAAGGAAAUGGUGUUUCAAGAGGUUCUGCCCAAUGCUUUACAAUUGAUGACAGACGUGUUUGGAAACUAUGUAUUACAAAAAUUCUUUGAACAUGGUAAUCAAGUUCACAAGACUAUACUUGCAAAGCAAAUGGAGGGUCACGUUCUAUCAUUAUCAUUACAAAUGUAUGGAUGUCGAGUCGUCCAGAAGGCUUUAGAAUAUGUAUUGACAGAGCAGCAAGCUACACUCGUGAAAGAGCUGGAUGGUUGUGUGUUGAAAUGUAUCAAGGACCAAAAUGGCAAUCAUGUCAUUCAGAAGGCUAUUGAACGAGUACCUGCUCAACAUAUACAGUUUAUCAUUGAAGCCUUUCAUGGACAAGUAUAUCAACUUGCCACCCAUCCUUAUGGUUGUAGAGUGAUCCAACGCAUGUUUGAACAUUGCACAGAGGAACAAACAAAGUCUAUUUUAAAGGAAUUACACGGGUUUACAAAUGCAUUGAUUCAAGAUCAAUAUGGAAAUUAUGUCAUUCAACAUAUAUUGGAACGCGGAAAAGAUCAAGACAAGACCAAGAUUAUGAAAAAGAUAUCAGGUCGUAUUCUUUCUUUGAGCAAACACAAAUUUGCAAGCAACGUUGUUGAAAAAUGCUUUGAACAUGGAACAGAAGUAGACAAGCAAAGCUUUAUUGACGAAAUAACCGAGUCUUCUUCAGACGGACUUUGCCCACUCGUCAUUAUGAUGAAGGAUCAAUAUGCAAAUUAUGUAGUGCAAAGGAUGUUGGAUGUAGUCAAUGAUAAACAACGUAAAGUUUUGAUUGAAAAGAUUAGGCCUCACCUAUAUUCUUUAAAGAAAUAUACUUAUGGAAAACAUCUUAUUCAAAGUAUGAUCAUAUACCAAGCAUAG